AAGUUCGCCACGAACAUCAAACUCUCCUCUGAAAUCAAUCUCCAACUCUCAUCAAGCUGUCAACCUAAGGGGAAGGAUGCUCACUAUAGCUACUCUCACCAUUGAAUCAAACUAGCCGUCAUCAUUUCUACUCCCCCACUUAUGGCAGAGACAAUGGAUGAUCUAAUGGUAACCGUGCAGGAUAUUUUGCGCGAUUCGGAAGAAGUCAAGGUUGCCAUCAGUGCAAGAAUUGUAGAAGUGGAAGCAUCGACGAAUUCUUCCAACCCAUUCCCCGAUAUCUCCAUAUGGGAAGAUCCAGGAAAGGCUCGCAUUGUGAGCGUCGUUACAAACCUAGACUAUACAAGUGGAGAAGAACAAGGAUGUAUAUUUAUAUUGAAGCCCAAACCUAGACCAACAUUACCAUCGGAUACAUACAUAGUAGAACAUGUAAUCCCAAUCGUUGGACGGUUCUCCAUCAGCAUGGCGCAACCCAGACGGGCCACUAUUGACCUGUCGAAGGCUACUACAAUAUCCGCCCUGGGCCAAGCUAAAACAGAGCUGACAGUGACUAUACGCCCUGGACAUGAUCCCACCCUAGAGCCGAUAUCGUUUCUCACGCGGAAUACCCAUGGCCUUCGUGCAGUUUUGGCUGAAUGCAAACGGUUGAAAGAACUUUCAGAUGCCAAUUCCGAACCUGGAGUCAUACCCCCUUUCAUUUGGAUCAUACCAUACAUAUCGAACAGACUACCUGAAAUUUUGUCACCGAUACCACCUGACUUGAGACAUGCACAUCGACCUCUGCAUACCCUUCUUUCACCCGCGACUGCAGGUCAGCCUGGCGAUGAGGCCCUUGAUAUCUCUCUCAUAUGUGAGGAGUGGAUCAAGAUGAGGGCUUACGACUUAAUUGCUAGUAGUCCACGGUCGCCGCUCAGAAUACGAGUUGGUACUUUUAACGUGAACGGGAAGCUGCCAUCACAAGAUUUGUCGCCAUGGGUCGGAGGAAGGUCGAGGCCAUCCCAUGUCAUACCUCCACUGAAAGACCUUUCUCCGCUGUCUAUGAGUGAAGCGACAUCAGCAUCCGGUGACUAUUUUGAAGGUAAGGUGGAGCAGACGGAUAGCAUGUCAGUGGCAACGCGCACCACUACCAGCGGUGCCAGCGACGUUAACACCUCAACUGCCUUCUUCACCCAGUCAAGUGCUUCGCCUUCGCGAAUCAUGUUUUCAAGCUCGGCAACCAUCUCGGGAGAUCCGGAAGUUCCAGAUUUGCUCGUUCUUGCCUUUCAGGAACUAGACCUAUCGACGGAAGCGCUUUUGUACUCCACUAAGACGACCAGAGAAGAAGCCUGGUGUACUGCGGCCCUUGCUGGACUUGGGGAGAAGGCGGUCGGAUACCAGAAGCUCAUAUCGAAGCAAUUGGUCGGGAUGCUGAUUAUCAUCAUUGUACGGAAGGAAAUUGCAAACUGUUUCGGGGAGAUGAAAACCACGUCAGUCGGUGCAGGUAUUCUAGGGCUCAUGGGCAACAAAGGCGCCACGGCCAUUCGUUUGGUUUUCAACCCACCACUGCCUGAACCAACGUCAUCAUCGACAUCAGCACAACCCUUUUUACCAGCGCCCCACACCCUCCGUCCCGUCGUUCUCACAUUUGUCAAUUCGCACCUGGCCGCGUUCGAUGAAAUAUGCUACAAUACAACCGGAUGGCUACCCACCAAUCACCAUCCCGUUAACGGCGUAUCAGUGCGAUGCCCUAUUCUGGAUGACUUAAAUUACCGCAUCAAUCUACCGGAUGCCGAUGUGCGCACGUUGCUCGCAGAGGAGCCCAAACUCGAAAGUCUCUCGUUGCUGCAACAAUAUGAUCAAUUGAAGCUCGCAAUGCGAACCAACAAAGCUUUCAAUGACUUUUCGGAGCAUACAAUUACCCAUUCUCCGUCAUACCGGUUUAGUUCAGGCGUGCUGGCAGACGACUUAGGAUAUGAUACAAAGCGCAAGCCGGCUUGGACAGAUCGUGUCCUGCAUAUGUGUUCUGCCGUUGUGGAAGCAAAUCAAAUCUCCUACUCCAGCCAUCCGGAAAUUACAAUGAGUGAUCACAAGCCAGUCUCGUCUGAUAUUCUUCUUCAUGUACCUGUGGUCAAAUCAGAGAAACUGGAGUCAUAUGUCCGAUCGUUAUGGCGGGAUGUGAUGGACUUUGAGAACUCGGAGGAGAUACCACGAAUCAAACUGACCUCCUCGGCCCUGGACUUCGGGAAAAUUUUCUACAAACGCUCUGCUGUUCAGAGUCUCGAAUUAGAAAAUGUGGGCAAGGUAUCUUGCGCCUUUCGUUUUGUGCCGAUCACGAACGAAGCUCCCAUUCAUCCUGACUGGUUGAACAUUAAGCCAAUGAGUGGUCUCAUGCGGCCUGGAGAAAAACUUUUCAUAACGCUCACCGCAAACGUCGAGAAUAUCGUUGCGCGUCGACUUAACGCUGGAUCGGGGCGUUUGGACGACACGCUCAUCCUACAUACCUCGCUGGGCAAAGAUCACUUCAUUUCUAUCAGUGGACAAUACCAACGAACUUGUUUUGCCACAAGUCUUGAGCGUCUGGUUAGACUUAGUGGACCUGCCCGAAGCGCAGAGGGUGACUCUGCGCUACUUCCGGAAGAAGAUGCCAUGAAUGCACCUCAAGAGGUGAUGAAAUUGGUCAACUGGCUGAUGAGCAAUGCUACCGAAAUCAAGAACCUUUUCUUAUCGCCGGGAGAUCCAGCACUGGUUGCGGAUAUUCGUGAGUGUCUGGAUACUGGUGUUGAAUUGACUCAGCCAUCCACGUGCGAUAUGGAACGGGUUGCAUUGGCUGUGGCGACAUGUCUGCUUGAGUUGUUGGAAUCUUUACCUCAACCUGUUAUUCCUGUCACAUUACAAUCAAGAUGCGCCCGCGUGUCAAGCAGGGACGAGGCAUUUGGGAUACUCGACGAAUUACCAAGUGCCUCGGUGAACGUCUGGAUCUCCGUUACUGCAUUCUUACAUUUUAUUAGCCAACAGAAUCCGACCAAUACUCAACCUCUUGACGUGAGAAGAUUGGCUGACACUUUUGUAUCGAUACUCCUGCGAGAUGAUCUCGACGUAGUCGCACCAAUAUCUCCGAUCUGCAAACGGAAUUUCGUACUGUUUUUCAUAGCACCAGGUUGAAAUGUUGUUCAAGUGUGCAGUAUGCUUGCCGAGGUAGGACUAUUGUAACAUAAUAGAUACGAGGUUAUCAUAAAUAAAUGCUACGUCAUUGAAGAAAGUACAAUAGCUAAC
Messenger RNA from Somion occarium, 3249 nucleotides. The record is from the annotation of a GenBank genome assembly. Lineage: Eukaryota; Fungi; Basidiomycota; Agaricomycetes; Polyporales; Cerrenaceae.